AUGGCUGACCCUCAGGCUCCCUUCGUCUACACAGAAGGUCAACUACAGUGCAUCCUCGUCGACGGCGACGUGGACCGGCGCAUCGGGUUCUUGAUCGAGGGCCUCUUUGCGGUCCGGAGAACUCAGUUCCGAGGGCACCCGCCCGUCCGUCCGGAGCUUGACCUCGUCGAGCAGGACGACCAGUUCACGCAUCAGAUCGAAAUCCCCCUCGAGGACAGCCAUGCUGAUCAGCUCGACCCCGAGACCCAUCUCGAUGUGUUCAAGCCAAGCGCCACCUUCGUGCAGGACGAGGCAGCCUACGAGGACCUCAAACGAAGCAUGCUAGGAGAUGAUGGCGAGGUCAUUGAAGAAGACGAGCCCAACGACGACGACGACGAUGACAGUGAGGAUAUGGAGGUGAUCAAGGACGAGACGGAGAUCAAUCUGAUCAACCUCCGGAGAACGAUAUACCUGACGAUCAUGUCGAGCGCCGGCGCUGAGGAGGCCGGGCACAAGCUCCUGUCCAUCAUGAGGCCGGGCCAGGAGGCGGAGCUCUGCGGCAUGCUCGUGGAGUGCUGCAAGCAGGAGAGGGCGUCGUCCAACACACGGUUCUACGGCCACCUCGGGCAGCGGCUAUGCGGGAUCAGCCGAGCGUACCAGGCAGGCUUCGAGGCGUGCUUCGCGCGGUGCUACGCGGCGGCGCACCGCAUGGGCACCGACGAGCUGCGGGCGGCCGACGCCGUCCCAUGGCGCAGCGUGCUGGGCGGGGUCAGGAUCGCGGAGGAGGACACCACCUCGUCGUCGCGCAUCUUCAUGAAGGUAAUGUUCCAGGAGAUGGCGGAACAGCUCGGGGUACGGCUGCUCGGCCGGAGGAUGAACGACGACGACGAGCCGGAGGUCCGUGACGCCCUGUUCCCCCGGGACUCUGCCGAGAACACGCGCUUCGCGGUCAAUUUUUUCACGGCGGUUGGGCUUGGCGGCGUCACUGAACCUGCGAGGAAGAUCUUAUCACUGUAA
Messenger RNA from Aegilops tauschii subsp. strangulata, 996 nucleotides. Its product is annotated as pre-mRNA-splicing factor CWC22-like. Gene Ontology annotation, biological process: mRNA splicing, via spliceosome. The record is from RefSeq and is a predicted model, not a curated record. Gene Ontology annotation, cellular component: catalytic step 2 spliceosome. Lineage: Eukaryota; Viridiplantae; Streptophyta; Magnoliopsida; Poales; Poaceae. Gene Ontology annotation, molecular function: RNA binding.